Messenger RNA from Effrenium voratum, 8400 nucleotides. NCBI's taxonomy places the organism in Eukaryota, Dinophyceae, Suessiales, Symbiodiniaceae. The record is from the annotation of a GenBank genome assembly.
AUGACAAUGGUCUCCACACCAUCGGAAGUUCCGACAAGCGCCGCAAAAGAAGAAAAACGCCAGGCGCGACUCGCGAAGAUCAACAAAAUCUCGAUCUAUAUUGAGAUGGUUGGCCUCGGGUUUCUUGUCCCGAUCCUGCUCAUGGCGGCAGGCGACAGCGUCAAAGAGCAGCUCCGCAACCUUUGGCGGGCGCUAGUUGUUCCUCUUAUCGGCAUCAGCCUGUUCCUUGUCGCCUGGGGCUGGCUCGCGCCACAGGUACAAACCUCUCUUGGCGCGAUCCCCGGUCCCCCUGAAGUGAUGGAGCAGGUGAGCGUUCUUGUGGACGACCAUUUUGCUGAGCGGGCCAAGGCCGAUGCGUUUUAUGACCGCCAGGACACCCGCAAUGCGGAGCUCUUCGCCAACGGCCAGGAAGACCGAGUCAAAUGGCGCACCUAUACAGGCAAGCCGACAAUUUUCGAUCAGAUAUGGACCAGUCUGAAAACGGUGGCGCUCGGCUUCAUUGUGGCGACAGUGUUUGCUGUGCCGCUGGGCAUUGUUUGUGGUCUCUCGCCGCUCGCCAACGGGGCGCUCAACCCGCUUAUUCAGAUAUUCAAGCCCGUCUCGCCACUCGCCUGGUUGCCGAUCGUGACGAUGAUUGUUUCGGCGACCUAUGCGGGUGGCGAUGGGGCUGUCUCCAAAUCAAUGCUCAUUUCAGCGCUUACCGUGACGCUUUGUUCGCUCUGGCCAACAUUGAUUAACACGACAUUGGGCGUUGCGUCGAUCGACAAGGACCUGAUCAAUGUCGGCAAGGUCCUGCAGCUCUCGCAGUGGACGACAAUUCGGAAGGUCGUAUUGCCUUCCGCGCUGCCGCUGAUCUUCACAGGCCUCCGUCUCUCUCUCGGUGUCGGAUGGAUGGUGUUGAUCGCAGCAGAAAUGCUGGCGCAGAACCCUGGUCUCGGAAAGUUUGUCUGGGAUGAAUUCCAGAACGGCUCGUCAGACUCACUCUCGCGUAUCAUGGUCGCGGUUCUUGUGAUCGGCCUGAUUGGCGACAAGCGGACGGAUGUCCUGACCGACAUAAACCUGUCGGUCAAGGAAGGCGAGUUCGUUGCCAUUGUUGGUUUCUCCGGGAGUGGCAAGACGACACUCAUCUCCUCAAUCGCCGGGCUGAUCAAACCAGACAUCGGUGAGAUCACCCUGCGCGGUGAAGCUUUGCGCGGGCCGGGGCCGGAUCGCGGGGUCGUAUUCCAGUCUUACUCGCUGAUGCCCUGGCUCAGUGUCUAUGGGAACAUUCGUCUGGGAAUCGAUGCGGUCUUUUCCUCUGAAAGCGAAGAAGAGAGAAAGGCGCGCGCGAGCAAAUAUAUUUCGAUGGUCGGUCUCGCCCACGCAAGUGACCGCAAGCCCGCGGAACUCUCCGGAGGCAUGCGCCAGCGCGUCGCUGUCGCUCGGGCUCUCGCGAUGGACCCGGACGUUCUGCUGCUGGAUGAGCCUCUUUCUGCUCUGGAUGCGCUCACGCGGGCAAAUCUGCAGGAUGAAAUCGAGGCGAUCUGGGAAGCAGACCGCAAAACCGUGAUCUUGAUUACGAACGAUGUGGAUGAAGCCAUUUUGCUGGCAGACCGCAUCAUUCCAUUGACGCCUGGUCCCUCCGCGACUUUGGGGCCCUCCUUUGAGGUCAAUCUGCCACGUCCGCGGGACCGAACGGCGGUGAACAGCAAUCCUGUCUUUAAGGCAUUGCGCGCCGAGGUCACGGGCUACUUGCUCGACGCCAGCGAGGCUGAAAGGGAGGCUAGAAAGUCUGCUGAACGGGCAGCGCCGGACCUCAAGCCAACAGCCCGCAUCGAAAAAACGCCUCCUAGGGCUUAUCUGGAUGCUGCCAGAACCAAAAACGAAAAUCGGUUCGUGGAGCUGUUUGAGCUGAAGAAAAUCUAUCCCACACCAAAAGGUCCGUUGACCGUGUUGGAAGACUUCAACUUGAAGAUGGACAAAGGCCAGUUCGUUUCGCUGAUUGGUCACUCUGGCUGCGGCAAGUCCACGGUCUUGUCCAUGGUCGCCGGCUUGAACGAGAUUUCCGGUGGCGGUGUGGUUCUAGAUAAUCACGAGAUUUCUGGCGCUGGCCCUGACCGUGCGGUGGUUUUCCAGGCCCCCUCGCUCAUGCCCUGGCUGACCGCGAGAGAGAAUGUAGCGUUGGGUGUGGACCGGGUUUAUCCGAAAGCGUCUGCGGCUGAACGCCGUGAAGUCGUGGAAUAUUACCUGGAGCGCGUGGGGCUCGGCGACUCCAUGCACAAGCAGGCCGCGGAAUUGUCCAAUGGCAUGAAACAGCGCGUUGGUAUCGCCCGGGCAUUUGCCCUCUCGCCAAAACUGCUUUUGCUCGAUGAACCUUUCGGGAUGCUCGACAGCCUGACCCGCUGGGAACUACAGGAAGUCCUCAUGGAUGUCUGGAAGCGAACGCAGGUCACCGCAAUCUGCGUCACCCAUGAUGUGGAUGAAGCGAUCCUGUUGGGUGACCGCAUUGUCAUGAUGACCAAUGGACCCCACGCGACAAUCGGGAAAAUUGUCGACAUUGAUCUGCCGCGCCCUCGCACCCGCUCAGCAUUGUUGGAACAUCCAGACUAUUACCGGUACCGCGAAGAGGUGCUGACCUUCCUUGAGGAACUGUUCAAGCUUGCACCCAACACCUACGACGUGACCAUUUUCAAUGCAGAACCCCGCGUGAACUAUGACCGGAUCAUGUUGUCGCCGGUUUUGUCCGGUGAGCGGACCUACGAUGACAUCAUCAUUCACGAUGACGCCUGGUAUGCCGACAACCAUGUCACGCUGCAUAAGGGCCGCAAGGUCACUUCGAUCGAUCGGCAGGCUAGGAGCGUAACCGCCGAGGACGGCACUGUCGCACCUUAUGACAAGCUGGUACUGGCAACGGGCUCCGCACCGUUCAUCAUCCCCGUACCGGGGAAAGAUCUAGACGGUGUCUUGGGGUACCGCGAUCUGGACGAUGUAAACCAGAUGCUCGGCACCGCCAACCAAACCAAAAGCGCGGUUGUCAUUGGCGGCGGUUUGUUGGGACUGGAAGCAGCGGCGGGUCUCCAGGUCCAGGGCAUGGAGGUCACCGUGGUGCACCUUAUGCCGACCUUGAUGGAACGUCAGUUGGACGCCGCAGCCGGGCAUCUGCUUCGCCGGUCUCUUGAAGAGCGCGGCAUCCGCAUCAUCACGGAAGCCAACACGAAGGAGAUACUCGGCACGGAUGGGAAAGCCCGCGCCGUCCUAUUGGACGACGGGACGGAACUUGCCGCCGAUCUGGUCGUGAUGGCGGUCGGCAUCCGGCCCAAUGCUUCCCUGGCAGCGGAUUGUAAAAUCGAGACAGAUCGCGGUAUUGUUGUCGAUGACUGCUUGGCAACCAAUGACCCCGAUGUUUUUGCGCUUGGUGAGUGUGCGCAGCAUCGCGGGGUCUGUUAUGGCCUCGUGGCGCCCCUCUACGAAAUGGCAAAAACGCUGGCAAACGGACUUGCGGGGGAAGAAGCGACCUAUACCGGGUCUCUAACCUCCACAAAGCUGAAAGUCACAGGCAUAAACCUCUUUUCCGCAGGCGAUUUCGCCGAAGGGGAAGAGCGGGAAGAAGUGGUGCUUCGGGAUGCGCAGGCUGGCGUCUAUCGGCGUCUCGUCCUUGAAGACAACAAACUGAUCGGCGCGGUUCUUUAUGGGGAUGUCACCGAUGGCGCAUGGUUCUUUGAUCUGAUCAAAAACGGAACCGAUAUCAGCGACAUGAGAGACACGCUGAUCUUCGGCCAGGCCUUCGCGGGGAGUGCCCCCCUGGACCCUAUGGUGGCCGUUGCAGCCUUGCCGGAUGAUGCAGAAAUCUGCGGCUGUAACGGCGUAUGUAAAGGAACAAUCCUCGAGGAAAUCGGCGCUCAACACCUGAGUGAUGUUGAGGGCGUCAGAGCGCACACAAAAGCAUCCGCGUCCUGCGGCUCAUGCACAGGGCUGGUCGAACAACUCCUGACCCUGUCCUUGGGCGAUGCAUUUAAUCCGGCGGCCAUUCAGCCCAUGUGUGGCUGUACCGACCUUGGUCACGGAGACGUGCGCCGCCUGAUUGUUGCCAAAGAGCUCAAGUCACUCGAAGACGUGAUGCAGGAAUUGGAGUGGAAGACGUCUUGUGGAUGUGCCAAAUGUCGCCCGGCGCUCAACUAUUAUCUGCUCGCAACCUGGCCUGGCGAAUAUGUAGACGACGCGCAAUCCAGAUUCGUGAAUGAACGCGUGCACGCUAACAUCCAGAAAGAUGGAACCUAUUCUGUCGUUCCCCGCAUGUGGGGCGGCAUCACAAGCGCUGACGAACUCCGUGCAAUCGCAGAUGUCGCCGACAAAUUCUCGGUUCCGACCGUGAAGGUCACCGGUGGGCAGCGUAUUGACCUGCUCGGCAUCAAAAAGGAAGACCUGCCAGAGGUCUGGUCGGAUCUGAACCAGGCAGGCCUCGUCUCAGGGCAUGCCUACGGCAAAGCGCUGCGCACCGUUAAAACCUGCGUUGGCACCGACUGGUGCCGGUUUGGAACACAGGACUCAACCGGCUUCGGGAUCCGCAUUGAGCGCUUCAUGUGGGGCUCCUGGACCCCGGCCAAAGUGAAGAUGGCGGUCUCGGGCUGUCCCCGGAACUGUUCAGAAGCGACCUGUAAGGAUGUCGGCGUCAUUUGCGUGGAUUCGGGAUAUGAGAUCCACUUUGCCGGGGCAGCUGGGCUUGACAUUAAAGGCACAGAAAUACUCGGCCACGCAUCGACGGAAGACGAUGCGCUAGAGAUGAUCGUCGCGGUAGUUCAGCUCUACAGAGAGCAGGGCUACUACCUGGAACGCAUAUAUAAAUGGGCCCGCCGCGUGGGCGUAGAGACAAUCCAAAAAGCGAUUGUCGAAGACGUCGAACAGCGCGCCGCCCUGUUUGACCGGUUUGUGUUCUCCCAGAAAUUCUCGCAAACCGACCCCUGGGCCGAGCGGGCACAAGGCGGCGAAGCCCAUGCCUUCGCGCCCAUGGCUGACCUGACGCUUGAGGUGUCGGGCGGCGCGGUGGCGGUGUUUCGCACAAGCGACGAUCAAUUCUUCGCAAUUGAUGACAGCUGCCCCCACCUGGGCGGUCCCUUGUCCCAAGGCAUUGUGCACGACCGGCGGGUGACCUGCCCGCUGCACAAUCUUGUCAUCGAUCUAGCAAGUGACCCGGAUCACCCGGCGAACUUCGGGAAACUCUGUUCCAAGGGUUCUGCACUAGGCGACACGUUUUCUCUGGAAGACCGAAUAUUGGUCCCCAGGAUCGAUGGGCAAACGUCGGAUUGGAACGAAGCGCUCGAUAAGGUGGCGCAAGGGUUUUCGGAAGCCGUCCGCGACCAUGGUCCGGACUCGGUUGCCUUCUAUGUGUCCGGUCAGUUGCUGACCGAGGACUAUUACGUCGCCAACAAGCUGAUGAAGGGCUUCAUUGGGUCCGGAAACAUCGACACCAAUUCCAGACUCUGCAUGGCGUCCUCCGUUGCCGGCCAUAAACGCGCCUUCGGCAGCGAUACGGUGCCUGGGUCGUAUGAAGAUCUGGACGAGGCGGAUCUCGUGGUGCUCGUCGGGUCCAAUUUCGCCUGGUGUCAUCCGGUUCUGUUUCAGCGGCUUGCGGCAGCAAAGCGGGAUCGUGGCACCCGGGUGAUCGUGAUUGACCCUCGGCAAACGGCGACCACCGAACUUGCUGACAUGCACUUGCCGCUGCACCCGGGGUCGGACGUUGCCUUGUUCAAUGGUCUUCUUGGCUACCUUGCAGACAAAGAGGCACUCGACCGCUCCUAUAUCUCCGCACAUACCCAAGGCUUUGACGCCGCUCUCGAAAGUGCACAGUCGAUGAGCCUCGCGGUUGUCGCUGAAACAACGCACCUUGAUCCGAUCCGUCUUACCCAAUGUUACCAGGCGUUUUGUGAGACCGAGAAAGUCGUGACGGUCUAUUCCCAGGGCGUCAAUCAGUCGAGCGCGGGAACAGACAAGGUCAAUGCGAUUAUCAAUUGCCACUUGGCCACUGGGCGGAUCGGCCGCGCGGGGAUGGGGCCUUUUUCCAUCACCGGUCAGCCGAACGCUAUGGGCGGGCGCGAAGUUGGCGGACUGGCGAACCAGCUUGCCGCGCACAUGGGUUUUGAAAAUCAGAACCAUAGGGACCUGGUCGCGCGCUUUUGGAGCGCCCCGAAUCUAGCCAGUGCGCCCGGUCUGAAAGCCGUUGAUCUGUUUGAUCAGGUGGAGAGUGGGCACAUCAAGGCUCUCUGGAUUAUGGCGACCAACCCGGCCGCAAGCAUGCCGGAUGCGGACCGCGUGUCGGCGGCGAUAGAAGCUUGCCCCUUUGUUGUUGUGUCUGAUGUGACUGAUACAACAAAAACAGGAGGGCUGGCGCAUGUCCUGCUACCCGCCAUGGGUUGGGGAGAGAAGGACGGCACAGUCACAAACUCUGAACGGCGGAUCUCAAGACAGCGAUCCUUUGUGUCGGGUGCGGGAUCAUCCAGGCCAGAUUGGUGGAUCAUCACCGAGGUGGCAGGGCGCAUGGGCUUUCCCGGUUUUUCCUAUGAGAGCCCCGCAGAGAUUUUCCGCGAGCAUGCCGCCCUGUCUGCGUUUGAGAAUGACGGCACUCGGGACUUCGAUCUCUCCGGUCUCAUGGACCUGAAUGAGGAGGCGUAUGAAGACCUGUCUCCCGUUCAAUGGCCUUUUGUCGCGGGCGCGGAAGUGGGAACGAACCGUCUCUUUGGUCAAGGGGCCUUCUACACAAAGACGGGCAAGGCAAAUUUUGUUGCGGUGUCUCAGAAGACUCCUGCAACCGAGACCAACGCGACAUAUCCAUUGGUCCUAAACUCGGGGCGCAUACGAGAUCAAUGGCACACCAUGACGAGAACAGGACAAUCGGCGCGUCUUUCGUCGCAUAUUGCCGAACCCUUCGUUGAGAUGCAUCCAGACGAUGCGCUGUCAUUCGGCAUAGAGAUUGGUGAUGUGGUGCGUGUUACGAGCGCCACUGGGAGUGUUCUCGUAAGAGCAUCUGUAACGCCCCGUCAGUCCAAAGGCAGCGUGUUUGUGCCCAUUCAUUGGACCGCCCCCUAUUCAUCCUGCGCAGAGGUGGACGUUUUGGUGGGUUCGCAUACGGACCCCAUAUCGGGCCAACCGGAGCUCAAGUUCACGCCCGUCCGGGUUGAGCGUGCACCCAUGCAGUGGCAUGCCUUCCUUGUCUCUGUACCCAAACCAGAUCUUACCGCCUUUCCCUAUUGGGCCUUGGCGCGGACCAAAUGCGGCUGGCGCGCGGAGAUUGCCGGCGACGGUCCGAUUGCUUCGUUCGCUGAAAGCGUGAAAGAUCUUAUCGACGAUGGUGAGCCCACUGAGGCUGAAACCUUUUCCUACGACAAUGGGCUGGGCGGCGGAAGCCAUAUGCAGUGCAAUUCUGGCAAGCUCGACCACGCCGUCUUCUGGUCCGCCAAGCCGGUCGAAGUGGCCCGUGCCUGGCUGGUUGACCAGUUGGGUCGGGAGCAGGACCCCGCCUCGCGUUAUGCGCUGCUCGCGGGUCGCGCAGGUGCUGGCCAACCGGACAAGGGAGCCAUUGUUUGCUCCUGCUUUGAAGUCGGUGCCAAUCAGAUCACCCAAGCGAUGCGAGAGGGAGCGGAUACGGUUGAUGCCGUGGGCGUCGUUGUCAAUGCGGGGACCAAUUGUGGGUCCUGUCGAUCAGAGAUUGGACGCCUGCUGGUGACGGCAGCUGCCGAUGUCGUGCUCUUUGAUGAGUUGGUGAGCCGAGAGAUUCUUGAAACCAUCGGGCCGGGACCCACAGCGAUCAGUGUUGGCAAACGGGCCGGGCGGCCGAGCUGGGCGCAAGGCGAUAUCAACGACCUGAUGAUCCGCCUGACCAAAGAGGGGUGGCGUGUCGUGCGAUUGAAGUCGGGAGAUCCGUCGGUCUUUGGGCGGUCCGGCGAGGAGAUUUCGGCUCUAGCUGCUGCCGGUAUCGACGUGAAGGUGGUCCCCGGCAUCACGACUGCGUCUGCCUUGGCAGCAAGCCUCAAUGUUUCGCUCACUCAUCGAGACUGUGCGCAAUCUCUCCGGUUUGUCACAGCACAUGGUGCGAAGGGAAUGCUGCCACCUCACUUGGAUUGGGCGGGUCUAUCCGACCAGGCGACAACGCUCAUUGUCUAUAUGGGCGGGCGCACUGGCGGAGAGCUUGCCGCUAGACUAAUGGCGCACGGCCGGUCGGGAUCAACGCCGGUAGCCGUUGUCGAAGAUGUUUCCAGGGAUGGCCAGAACACAAUAGUCGGCCGCUUGAAUGAUCUGUCUGCUCUUCUGUCACGACGCAGAGGUGGUGGGCCGGUAACGAUUGUCAUCGGUGAAGUGUUGAAGGGGCUUCUCGCCAGCCAUCACAGCAUUGAGGCUGGUGCGCAGGUGCAAAAGGAAGCGCAGGGCUAG